Molecule: messenger RNA, 2644 nt
Organism: Branchiostoma floridae (Florida lancelet)
Lineage: Eukaryota; Metazoa; Chordata; Leptocardii; Amphioxiformes; Branchiostomatidae
Product: netrin receptor UNC5C-like
Exons: 6
Coding region: 1-2358 (785 amino acids)
Biological process (GO): netrin-activated signaling pathway
Cellular component (GO): membrane
Molecular function (GO): netrin receptor activity; protein binding
Source: RefSeq, a predicted model, not a curated record
AUGUCACGAACUCAGGCAUCUUCGCGCUCAACGUGCAAGUCACCAAAGAGAUACCUCGACGAUAACCGGGAAUGCGUCAAAUGUCCUCCUGAACGGGACUGUCCAGAACGUUCCUACAAGAGCAGAGAAUGCGGAUAUGGUUUCCAGACAGAGUGUUUGCCAUGUCUAAACUGUACCACAGUGUACCGAACAGAGUGGAAGCCGUGUACAGCUGCCUCACAGACAGAAUGCGGCGACUGUCUAGAAGGCUUCUUUACAUUCAUGGGGACUUGCGUCCAUGAAACAGCAUGGGAAGCUUCUACCUUCGUGUGGAGGAGCGAGUCGUCCAUGGAAGAAGUACUGACAACUAGAGCUUAUCAUACAGCAACUGUCGUUCCCAGCACCCCAGAAGUGGCCAUUGCACCCAUCACGACACCGCACCUACCGAUCUUCAUCGGUAUUUCAGCUAGCGCUGUCGUGCUGUUCUCCUUGCUGGGUCUGACUCUAACAACGUUUCGCCUGCGCCGGCGGAAAGCGAGACCUUCAAGUCGUGAACCAGAUUGUGAAGGCCCAGGACGUACCGACGAUGAUAUCCAUGGAGAUGGGUGUGGAGGCAGGGUGUCUCUUACAGACGAGCUGUCAUCGGAUAUCAUCUCAACCCUUAGACGGCAAGGAACUGAGUUAAGUACAGACUCAGGCUGUGAUGUGGCGUCAUCUGAUCAGGACAGUAGCGAUGUGGACAGUAGGAACCCGUCCUUAACAGAGUCUCUGAGUCCUAUAGAGAUAGUACAGUCGCCACAGUUUAAUACUAUGGAAGGGGAUGUUAACGUAUAUGCUAACCCUGCAGAGGUUGGCAUGUUUAAGCAUAACAAACUUUGGGUAGACGUUGCAAAUGCUACACUUGGUGUGAGUGGUGGUUGCCUUGGGCUCCCUGCAUUGGAUACGUACCUUUUCAUUGACAGUGUUGAAAGAGAUACUGACAUAGAGCUUGCUGUUCUAAAAAAUCCCAAGUACUUGCCCGCGCUUGCAAAGGGUGAAUCACUUGUCAGUCCCAUAAUUUCGUGUAGUCCACAUGGAGUAUCCUUUCAGAACCCUGCCUUGCUGAGCUUUCCACACUGUGGGGACGUGACGUCAUCUGACGUCACACUUCUAGUAAGUGACACGUCACUAGAUGAAGCCCCAAAAUGGCGGGAAGCCAGCUUGGACGGUAAUUGUGGGGUGAGCUACAUGGUCAAAGGCGGCGAGUGCCUUGUGUACACUUCCCAUUUCACCCUCUUUGGGUUGAAAGCAAAAUCCAAGCAAGUCAAAAUCAUGAUUUUUUCAAAGCUAGACAGGUUUUUCGAGGUCCACGUGUUUUGCGUUAACGAUACUCCUGAGUCACUGAAUGAAAUUGAAGCUCAGGAACGCGAGCAUGGCUUCCAUUUAAAAUGUCCACCCAAAGAAAUAAGAUUUGUCAGCAAUGACAAGGAUGUCAAGGUUAAAAUGAGUUUGAAUGCGACAGAUGGAUGGGAAAUUAUUACACAGCACAAAAAGAUGAUCGGAUACACGGCUGUUCAGCAGAACAGCAAUCCGUACGUGGCCUUUCACUUGCGUGCUGUCUCCCAGGACACCAGUUGUGCAUCUGUCCAUGUGGUCGCUUCGCAGAAAUCCAGUUCCUCCGUCGCGGAGUUUGAUUUUCUACUAAGUUUAACGUCUAGUGAAGAGAAAUAUACUCCUUAUCAUCCUUGUCCUCACGGAUGUUCAGCGAUAGAACAGUUCCUUUCAUCAGAGCAGUCCCCCACUCCUGAAUCGUUCCUAUACUAUCUAUCUAUCCCUAGAUCUACAUUCCAGCCGAAGGCUAUCUCACAGGACCUACAAGAAAAGCUAAUCUCACGUCUUGAUGUAAAAGUUGACACCGGCAAUGACUUUAGAUCGUUUGCGGAUGAGCUGGGAUUUGACAGUUUUCAGCGGACUUUGUUAGAUCAAAGGUUUGACAGCCCUACGCAUUGUCUCCUGAUGUACAUGGAGCUGCGCGCACAGAAAAUGCGACAAUCGAGCAGCGAAAUGUUACAAGAACUAGCUCAGAUCCUGAAGAAAAUUGAACGCUCUGAUUUGGCUACACUUAUCGAGACUCACUUGCAACAACGCCCCCUGUCAAUUGCUUCCAAUAGUACAGACAGUGGGUUAGGGCCGGGGAGUCCCAAUGGUAGUCAGUUGUCUGUGGCUACAUCCGCGUCUGGAGAGACCAUUGGUUUGGCUUCUCCACUCGACAAGCCACACUUAGAAACUACUGGUCUGCUCGAAGGCGAUCCCCAGAAUCUGUCGCCCACUGUACAUGUGGUUCACCCUGCUAGAACCGAAAACCAGGAUAACAGGAGCAAGGUAGAAACUGAAGUAUGAUGAGAAACUGCUCAAAGGGGGAAUUUCUUAUGAAUGUAGGAUUAAAACGGCCUUUGCUGGUAUGUUGUCCAAGAGAUAUCCUAAAUGUACAUAUAAGUAAAGUUGUAAGAUAUUGUCCGAUGCCAUGCAGGAUGCCGAACACUAUUGCAUAUCCAUUUCUGUGUGGUACGUAACACCCAUGUACCAGUUUAAGUGUGAAAUAUUGUACUGUGCAGCAAAACAGAUGUUAUUGUAGAUUUGUUGUUUUUCACGAUAACCAUUAUCAUGUGUUGUGGUGGUGAAAUGU